GGUCAAUUCAUCAAAACUUAGAAAGUAAGCAAAGAAAGAUACUGAAAAGGUUUCUACGGGAGGCCUCUAGCAGGAUCUCGAACCACAGUUCCGGGUCCACCGCAUUUGUCCCAAUUUCAUCGAACCGGCCUGGAGUAUUUAUACAUAUGAUUCGUUCUUUACCACGCAUUCAGCGUCAAGCAAUUGCGUUUAUCAGUUGUGAAAAGACGAAACAGAAGAAUAUUUUCUGCGAUCGGAGUUCUACCCUUUUGUAAUCUGAGCGAUGUGGAACCCUAACCGCGGUAAGGGUGAUACGGAGUCAGGGGGCGGGCUGCUAUAUCCGACGAUGCUGGAGGCUCCGGAACUCCGGUGGUCAUUUAUCCGGAAAGUGUACUCGAUUGUAGCUAUCCAGUUGCUGCUAUCCGUUGCCGUCGGCGCUGUGGUUGUCUCUAAUCAUCAUAUCUCCCGCUUCUUCACUACUACUGGUGCCGGAUUGGCUCUCUAUAUUGUUCUCAUCAUCACGCCUUUCAUAGUGCUAUGCCCUCUGCAAUACUAUUACCAGAAGCAUCCCUACAACUAUAUACUGCUUGGCAUUUUCACGGUUGCUCUUUCCUCUGCCGUUGGAUUGACUUGUGCAUACACGAGUGGGAAAGUGAUCCUUGAAUCAGCCAUUCUAACAGCAGCAGUAGUGGUUGCUCUCACUUUAUACACAUUUUGGGCAGCCAGGAGAGGCCAUGAUUUUAAUUUCCUAGGUCCAUUCCUGUUUGGUGCUAUUAUGGUGCUUAUGUUGUUUUCACUGAUCCAGGUGUUUUUUCCUUUGGGGAAGAUCUCAGUGAUGAUCUAUGGGUGUUUGGCAUCAAUAAUAUUUUGUGGGUACAUCGUUUAUGACACAGACAACCUUAUCAAACGCUACAGUUAUGAUGAAUUCAUAUGGGCUGCUGUUGCCUUGUACCUAGAUGUCAUCAACCUAUUUCUAUCCCUCUUGACCAUUUUCAGAGCUACUGAUAGUUGAAGAGUGCAGUUAAUCCCCCCUUUCUGUUCUCUAUUUGUUUGCAUUGUUGUUCACAUAACAAUGAAUUUGUAUAUUUGUAUGUACUGUUGAAGUUGAAAUAUCAUGAUUUCCACUAUGUUGUUUCCACUAUAGGUGUAGGCCUACCUUCUCCUCUUCAUAAUUCAUUAUUUGCACCAUUUCCAAUCCCGUUUUUAUGUUUCUUUUAAUAAUUCUUCAAGGCACUUUGUCGUAUGAAGCUUGCUUACACUGAAAUUUGAUAGAAAACAAUUGCACA
Cuscuta europaea is the source of this 1265-nucleotide messenger RNA. Lineage: Eukaryota; Viridiplantae; Streptophyta; Magnoliopsida; Solanales; Convolvulaceae. The record is from the annotation of a GenBank genome assembly.